AAACCGCACCCUGGCGCGGCGAGGGAGGAGGAGACGAGCAUAGCUGCUGGGUUCGGUUGGCCGCGAAAGGCGCGUCUGUAGUGGAUCUGUUUGAGGUGGUUCCUGAGUCAGAGCUGUUUUCCUUCGUCGUCGUUCCUGCAACUUCAGUUAAUAAGGCAGUGCCCAACUAUUGAAAAAGUGCUAUGAAUGGUGUAUCUAGAGCAGAGGUGGUAACCUCACCACCUCCAGCAGCCCCUCAUAAAGAAAGAUAUUUUGAUAGAGUUGAUGAAAAUAACCCAGAGUAUUUGCGGGAGAGGAACAUGGCUCCUGAUCUUCGUCAGGAUUUCAAUAUGAUGGAACAGAAGAAGAGAGUCUCCAUGAUUCUUCAAAGCCCAGCAUUUUGUGAGGAAUUGGAAUCGAUGAUCCAGGAACAAUUUAAGAAAGGAAAGAAUCCAACAGGCCUACUGGCUUUACAACAGAUUGCAGAUUUCAUGACAACAAAUGUUCCAAAUGUCUACCCAGCAGCACCUCAAGGUGGAAUGGCAGCCCUAAACAUGAGUCUUGGCAUGGUAACACCUGUGAAUGAUCUCAGGGGUUCAGAUUCCAUUGCUUAUGAGAAGGGGGAGAAACUACUGAGAUGUAAGCUUGCAGCUUUCUACAGACUAGCUGACCUCUUUGGGUGGUCACAGCUUAUUUACAAUCACAUAACAGUCAGAGUAAAUUCAGAACAGGAACACUUUCUCAUUGUGCCUUUUGGGCUUCUCUAUAGUGAGGUUACUGCAUCCUGUCUGGUUAAAAUAAAUAUUCAAGGUGAUGUCGUUGAUCGUGGAAGCACUAAUUUGGGAGUUAAUCAAGCUGGCUUCACAUUACACUCUGCCAUUUAUGCAGCACGACCUGACGUUAAGUGCAUUGUUCAUAUUCACACACCAGCGGGAGCAGCGGUAUCAGCAAUGAAGUGUGGUCUCUUACCAAUCUCACCAGAGGCGCUGUCUCUUGGGGAGGUAGCUUACCACGAUUACCAUGGGAUUCUUGUAGAUGAUGAGGAGAAAGUCUUGAUUCAGAAGAAUCUUGGCCCCAAAAGCAAGGUUCUCAUACUCAGAAAUCAUGGUCUGGUAUCGGUUGGAGAAAGCGUUGAAGAGGCUUUCUACUAUAUUCAUAAUUUGGUUGUUGCGUGUGAGAUCCAAGUACGUACUCUGGCCAGUGCAGGGGGGCCAGACAACUUAGUGCUUUUGGACCCUGGAAAAUACAAAGCAAAGUCUCGUUGUCAUGAGUCUCUAGCAGGGGAGGGAACAGCUUCUUAUCCAAAAUGGCAAACUGGAGAGCAGGAAUUUGAAGCUCUUAUGCGAAUGCUUGAUAAUUUGGGUUACAGAACUGGUUAUCCCUAUCGAUGCCCUGCUCUGAGAGAGAAAUCUAAAAAAUACAGUGAUGUGGAGAUACCUGCUAGUGUCACAGGGUAUUCUUUUGCUAGUGAUGGGGACUCAAGCACUUGUUCUCCUCUGCGGCAUAGUUUUCAGAAACAGCAGCGAGAGAAGACAAAGUGGCUGAAUUCUGGCCGAGGGGAUGAUGCUUCUGAAGAAGGGCAGAAUGGCGGCAGCCCCAAGUCGAAGACUAAGGUGUGGACGAACAUUACACACGAUCACGUGAAACCCUUGCUGCAGUCUCUCUCGUCCGGUGUCUGCGUGCCAAGCUGUAUUACCAACUGCUUGUGGACUAAAGAGGAUGGACAUAGAACUGCCACCUCUGCUGUCCAAAAUCUAUUUGUUCCAUUGAACACUAACCCAAAGGAAGUCCAAGAAAUGAGGAACAAGAUUCGGGAGCAAAACCUGCAAGACAUUAAAACUGCUGGCCCCCAGUCACAAGUUCUUUCUGGGGUUGUUGUGGACAGGAGCCUUGUACAGGAUGCUCCCCUCUCAGACUGUACGGAAACAAUUGAAGGGCUCGAUCCCACAGAGCAGGCCUUUAGUCCCGCUAAAUCUGUCUCUGUUAGAAAGGGAGAAUUGGUGACAGCAUCAAAGGCAAUAAUUGAGAAGGAGUACCAACCACGAGUCAUAGUGAGCACAACAGGGCCAAAUCCUUUCAACAAGCUCACAGACCAAGAACUAGAAGAGUACCGCAGAGAAGUAGAAAGGAAACAGAAGCAGUCAGAAGAUUCAGAAGAUGUCAGACAGCAAAGAGAGAGAAGCUCUCCUGACCACCCUGCUGCUUGUACUCCACCCAGCACUCCAGUUAAGCUAGAGGAAGAGAGGCAGCCUAAGCCGACUUACAACGAUGACAGUGAUGCUGCAACUUUAAAGCAAAGCCUCCCAGACCUCACCCCUGAUGAACCUUCAGAAGCCCUUGGCUUCCCAAUCUUUGAAAAAGAGGAUGGAAAAUGUGAAAAAGAUCUCACCCAAAGCCAGACAGAGUUACUACCUGAAAAUCAAGAACCCCAAACUCAACCUGGUGAAGAAGCAAUGCCUGAGGAAGGGGCAGCAGUUGAACCAGGCGGUGAUGAGUCUCCUGGGAAGUCUCCGUCCAAGAAGAAGAAGAAGUUCCGUACACCUUCCUUCCUAAAGAAAAACAAAAAGAAGUCUGACUCCUAAAUACCUUCAAAUAUGCUGUCAUGGUUUAGAGUCUAAGUUUAUUAACCACUAGAAUGUAUCAGAUCUUACUGGGUGUUUCCUUUUGUCUUUUACAUAAAAAGCAGAACAAGCAACACCCUCAAACUAUAGCUUGAUUGCUUAAGAUUAUAAUAGCAAAUUAACAAGCAGAAGGUGCUAAUCCUGCGUAGAUUUAUCCAUAGUAUGUAAACAAAAUUAAAUGACUUCCAUGAUAGACAGUGAACCACUAUGUGUAACUUUGAAAGCCGAUGUUGCUUUAUAUAUGCAGGCAAUUGAUUUUUACAAGGUCUGGCUCAACCGGGUGUUGCUCUCUGCUCACUCUAAUAUUUGUUCUUGUCUCAGAGCCUACUGUUAUUAGAAGUGGCUUAAGUACUGACAACUUGGAUAUGAUUGCUUUAUAUUUUGAGAGGUUAUACUAUCAAACAGAGCACCUGCUUCAACAUCGUGUAAUCAAAUAAUAUUACACUGAGGCUGUAAAGAAAGCUGUCUUUCUCUUCCCUUUUUCUGUAUUGUAGCAUAGCUGAAAUUCAAAUCUCUUUGUUGUAUGUAAAAAGAAUGAAGUGAUUUGUGACGUUUCUUGCUGAUCCCCCUGCCUGUUUUCUAAUAAUCUGUUUGACAGAACAGUUAUUUUACUAAUUUGUUUUCUACCAAGAGGUUGUUUCCAACCACACCUGAAAAUUUGGAAGAUAAUUUCAAGCCUUUGAAAAUAAGAUCUGCUAAUAGCAGGCACACACCUGCUGCAUUUAUUAUUUAGUCAGAUCCAGACCUCACUCAAUUACUUCAAUUACUUGUGCCAUUUAUGGAUGCAACAGCUGCAGCUACAGUUUCAGCUGUCAUUUAUGAUAACUGCCCCAGUCAUUUCCCAAACUGCUAAAUCAAGGCUACGUGGCUCAUAUCAGAGAACUCAUGGAAGGUUUGCCAUAAUCUUGACAGCAGGUGGCAUAUUGGGACUUAGCACAGCUGUCUCUGGAUUUGCUGAUGUAAAGUACAAUAAACCUUUGAGUUGUGCAUGUGAAUGUUUCAGAAACAAUUUUACUCCUAAUAUUUGAGAUUCCUUCAAAGCUUAUUGUCUUGAUUUCUGGCCAUAACAAAAUAAAAUACUCAUUAUUUGCAGUCAGUGGGAGCUAAGACAUGGAUUUUUAUGAGCUUCAACUCAGUAAUGAAUAAUGCAGCACUUCAAAGGGGGUUGUGUGGUUUUUUAAACUGAGGUUUGGUUAAACUAGCUAGUAUUGAAUGCCUUACCAUUUGUGCUUCAAGAAAGCACAAAAUAAUAGAAUGAAUUCAGUAACUAGGUACAGCUGUAAACACAAUGCCUAUGUUAGGUUCCAAACAGAUACCUUGGAUAUGAGUAUAGAUAAAUUUUCUGUCUUAACAACAGUGCAGAAGAGUUACAGGGAGAUGAGGGUUGGUGGCAGUAAGACCACCAUCAUCACUAGAAAACCAACAAGCAGCAAGAGAUCACUGCAAGAGAGAGAGAAUGAACGAACUCAACAGUGGUGUUUCAUAAUGGACUGCAUGGCAUUAAUGGCUUUAAGCUUGUAUCCUUAACUCCGUGUCCUGUGAACACUAAGAAGCUUCAUUGUGUCUCAUUGCCAGGAUUCAAAUUGCAUUUAAAAAGCCAUUGCUUAAAUGUUUCUGUUAUAGAAUGUAGGGACUCUAUCCUUUGACUGCAUAUGCAAUGAUUUUUAAGUUCUGCUUUUGUAGUUAUCAAUUUUUCGUAUUGCAUUAUGAAAUCUAGUUGUGUAUUGUAUGAGAGCACACUUAGGUGGGAGAGAGAGGAAGAUGGAAGAGUCCUGUAUUUUUUUCUUCUUUUGUUGUAUCAUUCAGUUUUACUCACAUAAAAUUCUUUAAAGGA
Messenger RNA from Rhineura floridana, 4434 nucleotides. RefSeq names its product adducin 1 (gene ADD1). The record is from RefSeq and is a predicted model, not a curated record. Gene Ontology annotation, cellular component: cytoskeleton; adherens junction; postsynaptic density. Gene Ontology annotation, molecular function: actin filament binding. Gene Ontology annotation, biological process: positive regulation of adherens junction organization; barbed-end actin filament capping; positive regulation of establishment of endothelial barrier. The transcript is spliced from 16 exons. Bases 183 to 2561 code for a protein of 792 amino acids. Lineage: Eukaryota; Metazoa; Chordata; Lepidosauria; Squamata; Rhineuridae.